This is a messenger RNA of Talaromyces amestolkiae, 2082 nucleotides long. RefSeq lists its product as uncharacterized. Gene Ontology annotation, biological process: regulation of transcription by RNA polymerase II. Gene Ontology annotation, molecular function: transcription coregulator activity. The record is from RefSeq and is a predicted model, not a curated record. The transcript is spliced from 3 exons. NCBI's taxonomy places the organism in Eukaryota, Fungi, Ascomycota, Eurotiomycetes, Eurotiales, Trichocomaceae. Bases 1 to 2082 code for a protein of 693 amino acids. Gene Ontology annotation, cellular component: core mediator complex; mediator complex.
AUGGAGCAGGCAGCAUCGCUCAUGCUGCCUCUCCGGCCACCAAAAGCCAAGAGCAGCAAAAAGGACAACUUGCCCAUCCGCAUCGCUCAAAUUAACGCUCAACGCGGCUCCUUUCGCAACAUUACCGAGCAAAGUCUCCAGGAAGAGAUAAAAGCGAAGAAGGAAAAAGGCGAGGAAGAAGACGAAAAGGAGGAACGAAAUGAGGAAACUGCGAACGCAAUCGAUGCGACCGAGCGCCAGGAACUGUUGUACAAAAAGCGCGCGGAGAUUAUCCAAUUCGCAGCUCAAGCCCAUAUGGAAACUCAAUUUGCGCUGGAUUUUAUAUCCCUCCUACUAUCGAAACACGCCCCCCGCCAAGCAGAAACGAGUAUUUCGCCGUACCUCAAACAAAAUGUCCCGAUGGGCUCGUUGAACAUCGACGUGGUCAGAGCUCCCCAGAAAUCGCAAUCGGCGAUACGCGACUCGCAGAAUGUGGCUCSCGGAUGGAAGAUGGAAAGCUUUAGUGCGUCUGCGAAUAGACUGCUCAAAGCUGCGGCGCGGCUGGAGAGCGAAGUUGCGGCGGAAACGAAAUAUUGGGAUCAAGUUUUGGCGAUCAAGGAUCGAGGGUGGAAGGUGUGCAGGUUGCCGAGGGAGAGGCAGGUGCUUGGUGUACAAUAUGGAUUUAUGGAGGCUGCCCCAACCUUCCGUGAUCGCGGUCUGGCCUCGUUGCGCCGUGCUGAUGAUGGAACACUUGUUCUGGACAAGGGUCUGGUACCCUCAAGAGCGAGAGCAGUUCGCGUACGAGUCAAGAAACAAGGCAAGGUAACAGGCAAUUCAAGCUUGUCACAGUUUGUUGCUGCUGCUGUUGCCGAUGAUUCCGUUGAAAAGACUAUUCUGCAGUCAAGAGAUACGCUAUUUGAAGAGGAGCUUUUCCAUGAACUAACUCGAGAAGCACGUGUACUGGUCAGCUCGGGCGUAACGGCGCAUAAAGAUCUGAUUGAGUUUGAAUACGAAGCGGGCGAGCAAAUCUUGCUGGAUCUAGUGGAUUUGGACGACCUCAAACUUGAGCAAGAAACAAAUUCUACGGAGAACACCGGUAUCAAUAACACUGAAGCUGAGGCAAUAGCCCACGCCCUUCGUAUACUACUCUCAUGCGCACAUAGACAAAACCUACGACGGCGGAGUCAAUUCCCGCCUCCACUCACCAACCAGAAACGACCAACACCACAAUACCAAAUCCUCCGCCCUAUUCUCUCGUACAUGCAACAUGACGCACAUGUACGCUCCUUGCAAUCUUUUCUUCAAGACGUCUACCAAGUCCUCAACUCCGCCGGUCUCCCAUCGAAAUACACAACCUCGAAGUUCUCAUCCCUGCAAUUCAACCAUUCUAAGAUCGAUCAAUCCUCGACUGCAGUCGAGACAUUACUUGGCCAGUUCAUGGAGCCACUGGAAUCACGAUUCACCGGGUCUAUGGCCAAUCCUAGCAGCACAUACAACAUUCGAAUCCAUACCACUAUGCCGGAUACAUCAUCUCGCCAACUGGCUCUGGGGACCGAUUAUGAGUUGACUAUCCGUCUGCCCAACUACCCAUACACACAGCCGCCAUCACGUAUUGGCCUAAGACAUGAAGUUGAGUUGUUACUGUUACGACUGUUUACCCUGGAUCUGAUCACAUACAUUUCAUCAAUAUCUUCACAAAAUGCGACUAAAGCGGCGGCAGCAGCGAAAGACCAACCCGCCUCCAAGAGUCUGCUAGUCUGGGAAUCCCCGUUUCCGUACCACGGCGAAAUUUCAGGCAUGACUCAAGACGGCAAGCCGGUGAAGCAAUUGGCUAUCGAUUUAAGCCGGGACAGUCUAAGUCUUUGCCUGAAAGUCCGCAGUCAAAAUGGCAACACCGAUCAACAUCAUGCAAACGACGAUGGCAUUGAAGAUGAUGCAGAUUUCCCUCAAUCAGAAUUCGUGACUGGCUCUGGCGGAUUGAAAUAUACCCGUCCACCGCAAAGACUGACAGGCGGAGAAAUCUUACAUAUCUGGCGACGCGAGGAUGCGAAUAAACCAUCCAAGACAUUGGCAGAGGUUGUUGAAGAAAUCUCCAUCGUUUAG